Molecule: messenger RNA, 1266 nt
Organism: Haemonchus placei
Lineage: Eukaryota; Metazoa; Nematoda; Chromadorea; Rhabditida; Trichostrongylidae
Source: the annotation of a GenBank genome assembly
AUGACUCAUGCCCUUAAAUGGGUCAGCCUUCGUCCAACGUCCCUGGACUGUAACUGGUUACGCUGCUCGGGUCUAUCGGCGACGACGACGUUAAAUCCACCCUCCCACUCCAGCAUGCCGUGGACAGCCAUGGCUGUUCUUCCGUUACUGUUCGGCCUACUACUAAGCACCGACGCCUUUUCCAGGGUCAAGAGACAAUACGGUUCACCGACGCAAUGGUCUUUCGAUCAAGGAUCAUAUCAGCAACCAUACGGAUACCGAGAAAGUUACGAAGGCUACUAUCCUCAAGCGGACUACCACAGUUAUUACACACAACGAGCAAUAAUCCCUCAUCAUGCACCCCCUUCAUGGUCUCUAGAAGGCUAUAACAGUUACUACAGCUUCAUGUACCCCUUCUCACAAUUUGGUAAUCAUUACUCUCAUCAUUCAUCAAGUUACGCUAUCAAACCCGACUUAUCUCGCGCUGGUAGUUCCUAUGCCAGACCACCCAUGAGCGGAGAAGUCACACGAGCUCCCCCAGAGCCAACCACUCAACCACCGGACGAGUAUCCGACAGGGCCUCAAAUUUGGGAAGGUGGUCCCGACGAGAAAUUCUUCGUCAAAGGAGUAUUUCCACCCUUCUCAGCCACCACUAAACCAAGCCGUGGGUCCAGUACAAAAGGAACAUCAUCGAUCAGGUAUUUCGAGGGGGAAGGGUUUGAUGAGAGUGGACCGUUUAUGAGUCAUGGCGUAGAGGUCACAGGGGAAGGUGAUCCAACAGGUUUGAUUGGGCCAUUUUUGAAGGCCGCUGUUGAGGAAGACAUUAACGAGACCGAAGGUUCCUCGUCUUCCGUUGCUCCUGAGGAAGAAAAUGGGAAGUCUUCUACAACGACAAUGAACCCUGAAGAAGAGGGCUCAGGCAACAAGCCCAUUGGCGUCAUUGAGGAAAUCACAGGGUCCACCCCAACAGAUGAUCGUAGCAGCACUCCGAAAGGAGCGGUGGAGGAGGCUACAGCUCUGUUUGUAGACAGUGACGAUCCUUCUGUUUCUAGCAGUACUGGGCCCUCAACCACCACCACCACUGAGUCGAACAGCUCAUCCAAAGCCACUGAUGCUCCCCAGGACGAGUAUGUUCCUACAGAAGUACCAGCUGCAGAAUCAUCUGAGGAACCCACCGAGUCAACGAGUUCUGAAGAUACGGUGAUCCUACGAUCGCCUCCUCUACCCAAGCAGGUUGCUGAAAAGUUGAAAGAACUUGGUUUCAGUGUUUUGAGAUUCUUCUUCUGA